GACAGAGAGAGAAAGAGAGAGAGAGAGAGAGAGAGAGAGAGAGAGAGAGAGAGAGUUUGGGGCAGAGGGACAGACAGAGAAACACGGAGCCACUGAAGAGAUGCUGAGCGGACGCUGACAUUACAAAGACUGAGCUGAAGAUCAGACAGUAGGUUCAUGAAUGAAUUUAAGAUGACACCGAUGAGAAUCGUGCUGUUCCUGUGGUGUCUCCUCUGCAUGUGUGUAUCAGUGAGGAGUGUGUCGGAUCUGUGUAAAGGUUCUCGCUGCUUAGAGUUGGGGGAGUCCAGACCAUGUUCAGGGUCACAUUGUGGCUCGAGCAGAUCAUCCAGACCAGCACGUCAACACAAUCCAAUAACACACAGCAGAUCUGCACCGACCCACCAACAUGGAGUCUCACACCUUCCUUCACCUGAAAAGGUGGAGUUACACACAGCUUCUCAUUCUCACACUCACACAAGGGAAAGGAUGCCGACUGCCGAGGUUGCAGGUCACACGUGCACUGGAGCAGAUUGCGUUACCACAAAAAGACCACCGCAGGCCAUUAAUGAUACACGAGAGUGUAGGGGACUGGAGUGCAGACUGCCUUUAAGGAUCAGAACCAAGCCCAGAGUGAGGUUGUGCCCUUCAGACGGCUGUGGACCUGGCUCAGACGAUGCUCCUGUGCACGUUCCGGACAUAGCUGCUCAGUUUCUGGGGGAAUUUCCGGAUAUCGGAUAUCCUUCAUCGGAACUUGGAGGCGCACCACUGGGAGUUCAGCUUACAUGUGACAUCAAACCAGGGGAGAACGAAGUUCCUUCGGAGGAUGCCCUUGUCCUGCAUCUGCAGCUCUCCAAAGGCCAGGAGAAGCUGGUAGAGGCUCUGCGGGCUCAGCAGUUAGUGAUCCGUGACCUACAGCAACGUCUGGAGGAGCAGCAGGGAGCACUUUUGGACCAGCAGCGUGAGAUUCUGGAGCAGCAGCAGCGCAUGUACGAGCAGAUGGACGUGGUCAAGGCGCAGUACGGCAUGCUGUCUGAGACCGUCAAGCAGGUGUCCUUCCAGGGCCUGCAGGGGGAGCUGCAGAGUUAUUUGGAAAGUCAGCUGGCAAGCAUGCAGAGCCAAGCUCGCAGCCACCUGCAGAAGUCACAUGCCGUACAUAAAACGGAUGCCAAGCUGAUUGACGUGACCGGGGACACAGAUCAUGCUCUGCUUGGCUGUCGCAGCACAUGCGGCCCUGAAGAGUACUGCAAUUUUCAAAUGCAGCCGCCACAGUGUCAACAGUGCACCAUGUGUCCACCUGGGUUCUUCCUGGUGUCUCAGUGCUCACCCAACGCUGACAGGAUUUGCCAGGACAGAGAUGAAUGCCUGGAAAUCCCAACCGUGUGUGGCGAGAGAGUGAAAUGCCUCAAUACACCAGGUGGAUUCCGGUGCUUGGGCGUAUCUGAAAGAGAGAUCUCUUCAGGCCUAUGUGGUCACGAGUACUUCUACAAUCAGGAGCUACAAGAGUGCCAAGCAUGUACAGAUUGUGAUGGGGAGCCCGUAGCAGUACCGUGUAGCACUGUGAGUGAUGCUGUGUGUGGAGUGACCUCGGAAAACACAUUCUCUCAGUCCUGGUCUGCUUCGGUCACAUUACCCACGGCUCGAUCAAAAAGCAGCGCUGUGUUUCCAGGUCUGCAGCUGAGUGUAAUGGGAAAGGAGAGAAGCGACUUUCUGGUUAUCCAUGAUGGCUCCAUCAGCCUCUAUCAGCAUGGUCUGCUCUGGCUGGAUCACAACUUUGCCUUGAAGCACAGCUGCCGCAACUUCCUACAGAUUGGUGUGAGGCUUAGUGGUGGCAGCGAGGAGGAAGGUCGUGACCUCAGUGGUGUCAGGGUGGAGCAGCCAGAGAGGAAGCACUUCCAGGGUGUGAGUGUGAGUGCAGCGGCUGAGGUGGAGCCUAAUCAGACUCUGUGGUUGCUGCUCAAGAGCCCAAACCAACACUGCAACCAGAGCAAGGAGUUGCAGCUUUACGAGCUUGGGUCGUCUGCGUUUAGCCUGCUGUGGCUGUCACAUGACACCGGAGCUGUCGCUAUGACUGCACAGACAUCCACAGCACCUCACUACCAUGGUAAUUACCGGCCAUCCUUCCGUGUUGCUACCGUCUCUGACCCCUAUGUAGUGGCAUUGACUCAUGACAAUCGUGGAAUUCGCUUCACCGAGAGAGGCACUGUCAAGUUUGUCCUGCAGCAGGCACUCUAUGCCAUGGGCCACACUUGUGUCCGUGAAGGCUUCUCGCUAGUCGCCUACAUUAGCACAAAUGGGACCAACCAGGAAGUAAUGCGCUCGUUUAAAUCCGGGGUCAACUAUCGGGACACCUCCAUCACUUUGUCAGCUACUACCAUUGUAGAAUCGGGUGACUGGCUAAACUUUGAGAUCCUCACUCCAUCACAGUGCAAUGUCCGAUACUUUGGAGACAGCUCUGGAAUUAGCAUGCUAAGUCUGCUAUGGAUUCCUGCUGCUAUUUCAUCAUCUCUAAUGGCCACCGUGUCCAGGACAGGCCUUCCAUCUGGAGCUGUAAGGAACAAACCUUUGUUUUUUCAGCAAGUUGGUCCGGAUGCUGAACACAUCCGACUUGCUGGCCUAGGAAACCAACACCCAAGGAGAAAUUUUGUUUUUCAAGAAGCUGGGACAGCCAGUGUGGCUCUCAGCAUCAAGCUCAUCCAUUCUUGCAACGUGGUGAAGCUGAUUCUACACCAGCAAGGUCAGGACAGGACAAAUUCUGUUCCUUUGGCACAGCAGGUCGGGGGUCAGAUGCCCGAAGGUAGCGAGUGGACCAGUGUUGGCGUCAGAGCAUCGUUCGAGGUCCAGAACGGCACAGCCAUUUACAUCACUCUCGACUGUGUACGUGGCCGCAUCAAUCAAAUUACACAUGAUGAUGGCGCCAACCUUUUCAUCCUCUGGGUAGCUGCGUAACACCAUAAUUCCACAGUUACUUAUUCUUGAUCUUUUUAGGAACAGGUGCUUUCAGAAAAUUAUGGCUUGUCUUAUAUGCACAAAAAAACGAGGUACACAAUAGAAUGAAUCCCUAAUCUAUCGUAGCAAUGUAGCACCAUUUACGAUGAAAUAAAUGAGAAAUCUAUUAAUAUAAAAAGAAAACGGUACUUAACAAAAUAGGUAAGACAUAUAGUCUAGCCAAAACUGAACAAAUGGUUUGUACGGUUAAUAUUCAAUAGUUUUGAAAUAUGAUAUCUACAGAGUGUUCGAAAAGUGUCUAUACACAGGGGAAAUUAACACUUUUUAGCAACUUUCUUUACAAAUCAUCCUCUAUGUGAUUGGCUCCCUGUUCGACAGCAGUGUCAUGUAAGAUGCCUGCCAUGGUUCCUUGUGACAGCUUACUGAUGAGAAUGAUUUCAAAACAUUCUUCUUCGUAUUAUGUUUCUUAUGUUCUAUAAAUCGGGGGGCAUGGUGGCUUAGUGGUUAGCACGUUCGCCUCACACCUCCAGGGUUGGGGGUUUGAUUCCCGCCUCUGCCUUGUGUGUGUGGAGUUUGCAUGUUCUCCCCGUGCCUCAGGGGUUUCCUCCGGGUACUCCGGUUUCCUCCCCUGGUCCAAAGACAUGCAUGGUAGGUUGAUUGGCAUCUCUGGAAAAAUUGUCCAUAGUUUGUGAUUGUGUGAGUGAAUGAGAGUGUUUGUGUGCCCUGUGAUGUGUUGGCACUCCGUCCAGGGUGUAUCCUGCCUUGAUGCCCGAUGACGCCUGAGAUAGGCACAGGCUCCCCGUGACCUGAGGUAGUUCGGAUAAGCGGUAAAAAAUGAAUGAAUGUUCUAUAAAGCUGCAUUGAGACAAUGUCCAUUGUUAAAAGUACUAUACAAAUAAAUCUGAAUUGAAUUGAAUUUUUUGAACAAUAUUGGAAGACAUUUUGUAAAAAAGUGUUAAUUUCUCGAUAUGCAUAAAGACUUUUGGGACACCCUGUAUAAUGAGAAGGUGCUAUUUAAUUUGAGUUAUAGGCUCUGUUUGUUUGUUGGAUUAUGUUUAUUAUGGUGGUGUGUGUUUAUCAAGGUUUUUUUUGUUUCUUUUUUGUGCUUAAAUCGAAAAUCGAAUCGAUUUCUGAACAAAAAGUACGGAUUGCUUUCCAAGUACUUCGGCUGGUUGAGCAGUGACCAAUCUUUAUUGAGGGAAUGAACCUUUUGAUUUUACCUAAUGUUGAGAUGAUUGUGUGUGUGUGUGUGUGUGUGUGUGUGUGUGUGUGUGUGUGUGUGUGUGUGUGCGUGUGUGUAGUGGGGUAUGAUGUUGGCAUGCAUAUAUAAAAUGCUAUACUGCACUCCAUUUCCUUAAACAUUGUACAGACGUGGGUUAAUUGUUCAAACGUAUUGAUAUUCAAAUAACUUAUCUAUUUUACAAAUCUUUUGUGUCUUAAUUAUACACUUAUAUCCCAAAUUCAAGUUUUUAAUCCAAAUUUAUAUUGGAAUCCCUGUAAAGUAUACAUACAAAUAUUUAUAUGAUCAAAUGCAAAGAUUAUAUUUAUAUAAGUGAUGCAAAACAACUAUUUGUUGUAAUUUUCUACAGUAAUUUAUAUGGUAAUUAUGAUAAUAAGAAUAAAAAGCGAUGCACAUAGUUCAGUGCAAAAGUUUGCACCCCCCAUCCCUCAGGGUUUUUGUAUGGACACAAAAAUACAAUUAUGGUUUAUUUAGAUCUUGGACAAGCAUAGUAAUGUCAAAGGAAUGGCCAGAAUAAACAAACAAACUUUCACGAAGUAGAUGAAAUAAAUAUACCUAUGAUUUCUAAAUGAACUAAUUGAAAACAUCUGGAUUUUUUUCGCUUUGUCUCUCAAUGAAUAAGUGAAUCAAUCAAUUAAAUUAAUAUAGUAAAUCAGUUCCAUGAGGUUAAAUAUGUGUGUAAAAUGAGCAAUGAGAAUAUGAGAAACAAAUGAAAUAAGGUAACAAAUUAAAACUAGAGAAGAUCCAAAAGCUGCUGAGAAGAAUUGAAAAAAGAGAAAAGGCAGCUAUACAGGAAAAGUGAGUGCCUACAAUUUAGAAGAGUAUGAAGCAAAUUUACGUUUCAAUUGAUAUAAUUACUUUUUUAUUAUUACUAUCUAUUGACACACAGUACACUAAUAGCAUUCUUAAAACUAUUAACAACUAAACGUAUAAAAAUAAUGCAUUAAUUAUAUUUUUCCUGAAGGUGUACAAACUUUUGCUGCUGGUCUCUUUGGUUAAUUGUCUUUAAAUCAUGGGUCUGUGAUUGGGGACCCUGGAGGCAUGAGAGAGUAUUUAAGUGUCUGUGAUAACAAUAUUGUGCAUGUUGAUUAUCAGUCUAUCGUGUAACCAGUUUUCAGCCCUUGCUAAUUUAUUUAUAAUGCAA
This is a messenger RNA of Tachysurus vachellii, 5309 nucleotides long. RefSeq names its product NELL (neural EGFL like) family member 3 (gene nell3). The coding region runs from base 157 to 2925 and encodes 922 amino acids. Gene Ontology annotation, molecular function: protein binding; calcium ion binding. The transcript has 5 exons. The record is from RefSeq and is a predicted model, not a curated record. Lineage: Eukaryota; Metazoa; Chordata; Actinopteri; Siluriformes; Bagridae.